This is a messenger RNA of Prunus persica (peach), 1101 nucleotides long. RefSeq names its product translation machinery-associated protein 22. Lineage: Eukaryota; Viridiplantae; Streptophyta; Magnoliopsida; Rosales; Rosaceae. The record is from RefSeq and is a predicted model, not a curated record. Gene Ontology annotation, biological process: translation reinitiation; formation of translation preinitiation complex. The transcript is spliced from 7 exons. Gene Ontology annotation, molecular function: translation initiation factor activity; mRNA binding. Bases 111 to 689 code for a protein of 192 amino acids.
CACAAACACCGUCUUCAAUUCAAGGAUUGCGUAGUCGAAACGCAGCGUUUCAUCUUUCCCAAUUACACAGAGAGAGCGAAAGAGAGAGAGGGGCUUGAGGUUGAGCUCUGAUGGCGGGAAAACCCCAACCGGUUCGCGUACUGUAUUGUGCGGUGUGCAGUUUGCCUGCAGAGUACUGUGAAUUCGGGCCCGAUUUCGAGAAAUGCAAGCCCUGGUUGAUCCAAAACGCCCCAGACCUUUACCCGGAUCUCGUUAAAGAGGCUAAUGCGAAGGAAGCUGAUAAAGUAGCCAACCAGUUGCAGUCUACUGGUAUAUCUUCUGGUGGAGAUGGAGCUGCUUCUUCAGCACCUAAGCAAGAAGAAGUCAAGCGUCUUCCAGGCGGGAAGAUUAAGAAAAAGGAGAGGCAAGAAGUUACUAUUGAAAAGAUGACGCGUAAUAAGCGAAAAUGUAUCACCACUGUGAAAGGGCUGGAACUUUUUGGUGUCAAACUUAGUGAUGCUUCAAAGAAAUUGGGGAAAAAGUUUGCCACAGGAGCCUCUGUUGUUAAGGGGCCAACUGAGAAGGACCAAAUUGAUGUUCAAGGGGAUAUAGCCUAUGACAUUGUGGAGUUUAUUACAGAUACCUGGCCUGAUGUCCCAGAAGCUGCAAUUUUCUUUAUAGAAGAUGGCAGAAAGGUCCCAGCUGCUUGAAUGGUAUUCGUGGCACACAAAUAAAAUGGAGCAUGUUAUCUUCAAAGUAAAAGGCCGCUGGACAUACUCUCUAAAGUUCCAAGAGUCGAACAGCCAGUGAGACUUUUGCCCCGCUAUAGAAUCUCUUGUUAUCUGGGUUGCAAGAAUAGUGUAUUUUUUUGAGUUAAAACUGUGUUUCAAGAUCAAUGAUUUGCUUUGUAUAGGGGCAAAAUUCUAUGUGCCACCUUGCUCUGUUUUUGUGUGUCACAUAUUACCUAUAGGUAAUUUUAAAGAAACAUGUUUUCUCCAGUAUAUCGCAUACAUAGUUUAUCAUCGUGAUGCAAUACUCGGCUGCUGCGUCCUGUAAACUUGUUGCUUCUGUGAGUUAGCAAAAUGAGAAUCAGAAUAAUAUCCAAAAUUUUGAGCUACCAAA